This is a messenger RNA of Penicillium egyptiacum, 396 nucleotides long. The record is from the annotation of a GenBank genome assembly. NCBI's taxonomy places the organism in Eukaryota, Fungi, Ascomycota, Eurotiomycetes, Eurotiales, Aspergillaceae.
AUGGCUUGGAACACAGCGAAUUCUUUCAAGGUCCAGGUCCUAGCUCUUUCUGGAGUAGCGGCCGAUGCCCUUUACGUCUACAUCGCCAACACCCACUCGGGGUUUCUCAACAAUUUUGAUGAGCCGUCGCACUACUCGCCAAGCUGUCCGGUUGCAAUAACAUAUUGUCGUGUCCCAUUGGCAAGCUCAAAUAUGAUAACGAAGCGACACCGGCUGCUCUGCGCUGGUUCCUGGAGCUUUUUUUUUCUUGCGAUAAGGUACAAGAUUCUUAUACCGCGUGCUGAAACGAAUCAGGAAGACAGCCCAUCCCGGGUCACCAACAGGGUUGUAUGCAUUACAAGUGUCUGUCAACUGAUAUCCAAUUGCUCAUACUCCUACGGCAAUACGAGCCGCUGA